AUGGUGUUUGUGGGCGAGGAAUGCGUUGUUGGCCCUCAGCCCUUGCUGGCCACCGGUUGUGCUCACAUCAUUCCCAACCCUUCCAACUUCCAACCAUGGUUGACUCAUGCACUUGCACCCCCUCUCCUGCCCCUUCUCCCCUACAUUCUGCCCCUUCUCCCCUACCUCCUCCCCUCCUCCCCUGCCAGUGCAAUAUCCAAGUCGCAACUCCAAGCACCAGAGAAUGCCACGAUUCUCCGCUUCGUCGUCCCUUACUCAGAGGCCCUCAGCAAUCCAGCCUACACCAUCUACCCGCAGAAGGUCGCUGCUGAUGGGAACUACGACUACCGCCACGGCGGCACCAUGUAUUUCGGCUGGACGCCAAUCAACUACAACCCCGGCGCUCCCAACGAAACCGUGCUGGUUGCUAAUUAUACCAUGAUUGGCGCCUUUGCUCUAACGGGCACGGCAAGGGCAUCACAGCAGUGGAAAGCGCCGCUCGACGACUUCACUGGUUACCGCGGUGCAACGGAGAUGCGGUACGGCGACUACAUGACGGCAACAAUCGACGAGGAGGGCAACGCGUGGGCGGCAGUGCAGUAUGUGGCGGGGCAGCCGCGCACCGAGUGGAGCAACUGGGCUACCUUCGUCUUCAAAGUCCACCUGCAGGGGCGGGAGGGAGAGGGGAAUGGGGAUGGGGGGAACGGGGACGGGGGAAAUGGGGACGGGGGGAAUGGGGACAGCGGGGGGAAUGGGGAUAAUGAGGGGAGUGGUGAUAACGGAGGGAAUGGGGACAACGGGGGAAAUGGGGAUCAUGAGGGGAAGUAG
Closterium sp. Naga37s-1 is the source of this 807-nucleotide messenger RNA. The record is from the annotation of a GenBank genome assembly. Lineage: Eukaryota; Viridiplantae; Streptophyta; Zygnematophyceae; Desmidiales; Closteriaceae.